Hypoxylon trugodes is the source of this 762-nucleotide messenger RNA. RefSeq lists its product as uncharacterized. The coding region runs from base 1 to 762 and encodes 253 amino acids. Gene Ontology annotation, molecular function: oxidoreductase activity. Lineage: Eukaryota; Fungi; Ascomycota; Sordariomycetes; Xylariales; Hypoxylaceae. The transcript has 3 exons. The record is from RefSeq and is a predicted model, not a curated record.
AUGCCCGUGAUUCUAGUGACAGGCGGCAAUCGAGGCAUUGGGUAUGCCAUAGUCCAAGCACUGGGAACUCGGAUUCGCGAUGCCACUAUCCUAGUCGGCUGCCGAUCCGUAGAAAAUGCUCGAGAACCUAUUAUGAAGUUAAAGGAAUUAGGAAUUCCGGAGAUAUUUGAGCCUGUCGAGAUCGACAUCACUGACGAUGCGAGUAUUAAAGCCGCUGUACAGACAGUCGAGGAAGGGUACGGAAAGCUUGACGUUUUGGUCAACAAUGCCGGUGCCGUAACGCUACCAAAAUCGGACGACUUGACCGAGCUUAGGAACAACUGGACUGAAGGCUUCAACUGUUUAGUGACGUCCCAAGUCCUCGUCACGAAAGCAUUCCUGCCACUCCUUCGCAAAGCGGAAUGGGGUAGAGUGGUCAUGAUUUCUAGCGCUCGGGGAAGCCUAGCUAGAAACAAAUCCAUCGAGAAGAUGCCUCCUACACAGCACUGGCUGUAUAAUUGCUCCAAAGCAGCACUCAAUCUCGUAACGAUUGAGUUUCGAAAUGCCGAGUUAAGGGAGGUAGCCAAUGAAAUGGAUAGGAUCACUAUCUGGGCAGCGAGCCCAGGCUCUUGCAAAACAGGCUUCAACAGUUUUAGGGGCAUGAAAGAUCCCCUGGAAGGAGCUGAGGUCACUGCGAGAUUAUUAGAAUCUAGACGGUUAGAGAUACCAUCAGGAACAUUCUGGGAGUUUGAACAAGGGAAUUUUCAGCAAGUCCCUUGGUAA